GUUGCCCAUAUGUCGGGGUUCAAGUAGCAAAAGAUUGGUUGACAUUCUUCAUCAUGGAAUUUCAGGUCAUGCCGAAGAGCUUAAAGGUGCCAAGGCAUUGAUUGAUGGGAAAUUGGCAAAUGAGGAUGAGCAGUUUGAAUUAGGUGUCGUACAUGAUGUUGAAUUCCUCCUACCUUUCAAUGAAGAUAAGUAUUUGGAAGUAUGCAGCCAAAAAGAGGUUACAGGUCUUCUAGUCUUUAGUGGCUGUAUCUGCUCCUAUGCUUACUCAAAUUCGAAGGAACCAGCUUCUCAAGCUUUGACUGACAUAAAGGAAGACAUAAUUAAGAGUCUAAGAAGCAGGUUAGAUAUGAUGUGUGAUGAGGCAGACAGAAAAUCAGAUUCUAAACAGGAUAGAUCUGAAGAGAACAACAACCAGAUAUUAAGUGGGAAUGCAGCUCUGCAACUUGAUUUACAGUUACAGAGUAAACAUUGCAGUCUGUCAUUUCCUCGAAGAGUAUUUUUACCCUGGCUGGCUGAUACAUUCCUUUGUGACUAUGUGCAGCCAUCUGAAUCAGUUGAGGUUGUCAAGGAUCAUUUUGCCGAGCUCGUGUUCAUAGAGUUUCCAAAUGAUUCUUCAAAAAUCUUGGAGCCUGAAGCUGAAGCUCGUGCAUUGUUAUCCACCACAACAAAAUCAUUUCGGAAGGUGUCAACUCCAUAUUCUCUGCUACCUAAGUCAGACGACUCACUCUCAAAGCAAAAUAGAACUGCUACAAUCUUUGGAAGUGACGAAAAAUCGACAAAACCAGCUGGUUUUAACUUGAUGAUGUCUGUUUUAGUUCUUGUUGUAUCAAUUGUAGUAGGGGUUGUGGUGUUUGUUGUCAGGUCAUCAUAGGCAACACCAAUGUUCAGAACAAAUCUCAUCAUACUGUCUCAUGCAUGUACUAAAGCUAUCAUUUACUAGUUUACACUGAAUGGUUUAUUGUUUUUUUUGGCCAAACAAGAAUUUAGGGUGAGUUUGGUAUAGAGGAAAAUGUUUUCGAUUUUCUA
Capsicum annuum is the source of this 1026-nucleotide messenger RNA. RefSeq names its product protein odr-4 homolog. Lineage: Eukaryota; Viridiplantae; Streptophyta; Magnoliopsida; Solanales; Solanaceae. The record is from RefSeq and is a predicted model, not a curated record. Gene Ontology annotation, cellular component: endomembrane system. Gene Ontology annotation, biological process: intracellular protein localization.